Messenger RNA from Andrographis paniculata, 1451 nucleotides. RefSeq names its product protein BPS1, chloroplastic-like. The record is from RefSeq and is a predicted model, not a curated record. Bases 175 to 1236 code for a protein of 353 amino acids. The transcript is spliced from 3 exons. Lineage: Eukaryota; Viridiplantae; Streptophyta; Magnoliopsida; Lamiales; Acanthaceae. Gene Ontology annotation, biological process: shoot system development; root development.
CAUCGUUCAACUGCAAUUCCUACCAUUCUUCGCAAAUCUUCAUUGCUGCGAGGAAUUUGUGCGAAGCUUCACCACACUUCUACGCUUCCCCGAGGCCGGAGUACUUUUGAGGAGGUAUAGGGUUCAAAUUUGGCUAUCGUCUUCGAUUUGGCCGUUGACCGGACGAUUUGCCAAAUGAGUCGUGCGCAAGAACCACAACGGCCCUUUUUCCCAUUUGGAAAUCCCUUCCGCAUGAUUUCACCAAAAGGCGCGUAUCUUUCUCCGAAGCUUCUUCAUUUGUUGAAUACAUUUGAGGAGACAUUGGCAGGAAGAAUUAAAAAGCUUAUACAGGAAGCCGAUGAAGAUUUCAUUGCCUUAUCUUGGAUGAAAUGUGCAACGGAAUUACUCUGCGCAAUUCACACCGAUGUAAAAUCUUUAAUCAACGCCCUCGAGCUCCCCGUUUGCGAUUGGGAGGACAAAUGGCUCGAUGUUUAUCUGGACAACAGCGUGAAGUUGCUCGACAUCUGCAACGCUUUCAGCUCAGAGAUUUCUCGGAUGAAACAGGGAUACAUCUUUCUUCAAUGCGCGCUGCACAAUUUCCGCGGCACGGCUCCAAAUCAGUUAAAAAAGGCUCGUUCUUCGCUGGAUGAAUGGAAGCAACACAUCAAUUCAAAGAAUCCAAGACUCGAGAAAUGCAUCUUCGCCAUGGAUGGUCUUGCCCAAUCCCUCAACCUGCCGAAAAUCAAGAACUCUGCUAAGGGCAAGGUAUUGAUGCGCGCCGUAUAUGGAGUCAGGGUGGUUACUCUUUCGAUAUGCAGUAUAUUCGACGCAAUAUUUUCAGGUUCUGCGAGGAAGCUGGUGGAGCUACAAGUUUUAGAAGGUUGCCUUUGGGCCGAGGCUUUUACUAAUUUUCAAACUUGUGUAAAUAUCAAAUUUAGGAACACAUACAAUAGAAGAGCUGUAGUUCUGAAAGAGCUGGAAAGUGUCCACAAAAGUGUCGAGAAUUUACAUCAGAUCUUCGUGAAAGAUGGGGUAGAUUCGGUAGAAGCCGGAAUGGUGCAAGAAAUAGCGUCGGAUCUCGGAAAAUCCGCGGAAAAACUUUCGCGGGGGCUUGAUCUAGUGGUGAAGGAGGUCGACAGGUUCUUCCAGAUUGUUCUAACCGGUCGCAAUGCUUUGCUUGAUAACCUUAGGUUUGGUAGUAAGAUUUCUGAUGGAGCACAAGCUAAUAAAAAGGUAGAAGGGUUGAUGGUAAGGUGAGCAAAACACACACACACACACACAUAUAUAUAUAUAUAGAUAUAGGUAUAGAUAUAUGAAUUUAUAUUUAGUUAUUGAAGUGCAUAUAUAAGGUUGCAGGUUUGGAGUAGUCUGCUAAAAAUGUGUGUUAGCAUUUUACAAGUUUACAUUUGUUGUUGUGAGAUUUAUGUUUGUAGUGAUGUGUUGAUGAAAUGAAAGAUAAGAAAUUUGUUGUU